Molecule: messenger RNA, 1407 nt
Organism: Mycena indigotica
Lineage: Eukaryota; Fungi; Basidiomycota; Agaricomycetes; Agaricales; Mycenaceae
Exons: 3
Coding region: 1-1407 (468 amino acids)
Source: RefSeq, a predicted model, not a curated record
AUGGGCAUCUUGUCUCUUUUCCUACUCUCCGCUCUUUCCCUGCCUUUCUCCGCCGCCACCAGUGACCCUAACUUGCACCCUCUUUUCUCACGGAGCACGUUUGCCUACAGCGACUUCGAUGCCGCCUCUUGGAUAUGGCUCCCGCAGCCCAAGCUCGCUUCCACCGCCGCGCCAGGCACGGUGGGCCUCAUGCGGACCUUCAACUCGCCCGUGGGCAAGACCGCGUUCGGUGCAUCCAUUGCAGUUACUGCGGACAACAACUUCACGCUUUGGGUGAACGGGCACGCCGUCGGCGCCUCGCAGGACUCAUGGGCCAAUGGGCAAGCUCUCGUGACCAGCCUAAACGCUACCACGAAUACCAUUGCGGCACUCGCGGUCAACUAUGCGGACUCGACUGCGACGGGGCCGACCUCAGCUGGCUUCCUUGCUUUUGUGCGCAUCUUCUACAGUGACGGCACCAACAGCACCCUCGUCAGCGACAAGGACUGGAAGGCCACGGGCAUUAUUCCCCCCGACUGGCCACUCCCCAAAGACACGUCCAAGUUUGUCAACGCUGAGGUCGCUUUCAAGUAUGGCGGUGGACCAUGGGGGAAGGGCAUCACCAUUACACAGACAGAUCUCUCCUCUGCUGAUCUCAAAGGGAGCAACUGGAUCUGGUCCACACCAGACGCCGCGGCCGGUGCUCUUGCAGGCAGUGUCGGCUUCCGCAAAUCAUUCACCUCCCCGCCGGGCAAGGCCGCCUCUUCCGCCAUCAUCGUUGCCUCGGCCGACAACUUCUUCCAACUCUACGUUAAUGGGCGUUAUGUUUCUGCCCCCGCUCGCGACCCCAACACUGCGGGCUCAGCAACCGCCUGGCAAUUUGCCUCCCGCGUAACGGUACCCCUCUCCGCCACAACCAACACCUUCAAUUUCCUUGCAACCAACUUCCUCGCCGCAGACGGCAAGCCCUCCUCUGCAGGAUUCAUUGGUGUUAUCCAGAUCGUGUAUGCUGAUGGUUCCACUGCCACCAUCCGCACCGAUUCCAGCUGGCUUGCCGUCCAAACAAACGACGCGGUUGCCUUCAACGCGAUGCCCGACUCUGCUUUCGCUCCCGCCGCCUCGCUGGGUGUGUAUGGCAUGGGCCCUUGGGGCGGAGGUCUUGGUGUUGCAGACACUGUUGACGCCGAGCGCAUCUUCUUAUCCGGCAACAACGUUGGCUCCGGGAUCCCGAUUUCGGUCAAACCCGUCCCGUCUGGCAUCGCCGUCAGCGCGAACAUCAACGCGCCGAUACCCUCCUUCUCUUUUACGCAGCUUCCGGAACAGCCCUCCGACGGCCCGACCGUCCCUGGCGCCAGCGCUGCCUCCCGCAGCGCGGUGUCCAUUGCUUCAGUUGCUGUUAGCGUCUUUACUUUACUUAUAUUCAUGUGA